UCAGCAGUUGACGUUUUAAAACCGCCUAACAAACAGUCCUUCCUCUUUCUCCUCCUCUGAUUCCGCACCCAAAAACCUCUGUUUCUCUGUUUCUCUUCUUCUUCAUUCAUUCACUUUUCCCUCUGAUUCAGUUUGGAAUUUUUUUCCAAAUUCAAGAGAGAGAAACAGCAGAGAGAGAAAGAUUAUGUUUUCUAUCUCUCUUCUCUUUAGCUUCCAAUGGCUUCUCUAUUCCUUCUCACUCUUUCUACCCAUUUCAAUCGAAUCAAUUUCUUCGUCUUCUUAAUGCUCUGCUUAGAAAAGCAUUGACUCCCUUGUUCAAAAAUGGCGUCUUCUCAGGUCGAAAUCGCCUCAUCCACGCCUUUUGGUUGUGUUCUGAGGAAUCGAUGGAACAGAGAAACCAAAACCCAAUCCCCCCGUUUUCAGCAAAACCUCAAAGAUUUGGUUUCCUGUAUUUCGAGUUCAUCCCCUGUUGAGAAUUCUAGCAAUGUAGAUGUCUGGGUUCGCGAGGAAGACCAGAGAGAGAGUUCUCCGACUCAAUCUGAUGGUGGGUCUGUGGAGAUUCCCAAUUUGGGUGGAGUUUCCUCGCUUGUUCGAAAAUGGAGAGUCAUUUCGGAGUCGAGAACGAGUCAAUCAGCUGCUAUUAACAUACCCAAUUCAUCUUCUUCCCCUGUUGAAAUGCCUCCCCUGUCUCGGUCCGAAACUUGUGAAUCUGUUGAUGAAAAGUUUGGCACACCCUCCCCAUCGGUGAUGACAGAGGAGGAGUCGUUUUUGGAUUGGGAAUCCGAGACAAUGCCAAGUCGCCCGCCAUCUGCUCGAGGAAAAGACUCUGUGGAGAGCGAGAGGCUGAGAGUCGCCGAUGUGAUUAGGAAAUUGACAUCGGUGACUCAAAUCCGUGGUUCGUUGAUGACUUGGAAGAAUGAUCAUGAUCGGGAUCAGCAGCAAAUUAGCAAUGAAUCGUUGCCUCGGCUGAAUACUGGUUUGGAUGAUCAUCAACAACAACCAGAACAUAGGUGUUUCUCACCCCGGAUCAGAGGGCGUCUAGCGUUUAACGAGCUUCUUUUGCAAUUGGAACGCAACAGGGUCAGCGAGCUUGAUAGUUUGGUGGAGCGUCGAGCAGUUUCAAAAUUCUCACAUAGAGGCCGCAUUCAGGCAAUGCUUCGCCUUAGAUUCCUCCGUGAAGCAGCAAUGGGAUAUCAACAGCACUCACGUUUAAUGCCAAUUGGGGUUCAACACCAUUGGCAUCGCGAAGCAGCACCAGCCAUUGGGUCUCAACAGCCUUCGUGUCGUGCAGCAGAGGUUGAAAAUCAACAGAAUUUACGCCAUGAAGCUCCAAUGGGGGGGCUCGCUGCUCAACAGCAUUCUUCACAUUCCACAAUAACCGGAGUUAAACAGCAUUCAACACUUUCAACAACCACUAGGGUUCAACAGCAUUCAUGUUGUGAAACAGCAGGUGAGAGUAAACAGCAUUCAAAUUCAACAGAAGUUGGUACUCCACAGCAUUUACAUCCUCAUGAAGCAGACGUUGGGGCUCAACAACAUUUAUUUCGUGAAGAGGCAAUUAGAGAUCAACAACAUUUGCAUUCAUUGCCAACUGAAUCAAACAGACCUACUCAAGGUUCAGUGGUCGUGCUUCUCAGAGAGAAAUUCAACGUCAGGGUGGAGAGUGAUGCAACUAACCUGAAAAUCCCCCGUGGAGUCGUGGAAAAUAAUGUGGAAAGCUUUACUUCCAGUCAACUCAGGCAGGAGCCUCAUCAUCUAGAAGUUAACACCACUGAGCAGCAGAGUACCUUCUCAGAGCAGGACUCAGUGGCAUAUACAAGGGACAAUGUUCAUGAAGAAGCUACUCGAAAUUCACAUAAUAUAUGGCAACAAACAAGCUAUGAAAUCUGCAAUCUUGAAUCACAAAAAUCUGAAGAUAGACUGACAUCAAGUGGCUGGGACGUGGAUGUGAAUACAGCAGAGCAAGAGGCCAAUAAUGAGGAGCUAAUAGCAACCAAUCAAGACUCAAUAAAUGAUGUCUCUGAUCCACAGAAUGAUUGGGAAGAAGAAGAGGCCAAUAACCAGCAGCAAAUGGGAAAUGAUCAGAUCCAGGAUUGGUUAAGUGUCAUUUCUCAUCCUUGGACUGAGUGGGAAGAACAAGAAGUCGAUAACCAGCAGUUAAUAGGAAUGAGUCAUGAUUGGAUAGGUGAGGUUUCUCGGCCAAGGAGUGAUUGGGAAGGCCUCAGGCAAGCAAGGUACCAAGAGAUGCUUGAUCCUUACAUGGAAAAUGAAGAUAUACGGCAACUCCUUGAACGGAGAAGUGUGUCAACAUUUCUUUCUAGUAGUUUAAGAGCGAAGAUGGACCAAUUGAUGAUCUCUCGCGUACAAGGAUUACCAGAUUCAAUAGGAAAUCAGCAAGAAGAAGAGGAAGAAGAAAGCCAAGGUAUACGCAAUAGACUAGAACAGCUAAUGAUGUCUCGCUUACAAAGGGAGAAACAACUGAUGAGCAGUCUCCCAGAAGAAGAAGAAGAAGAAGAGGAGGAGGAGCAGGAUAUAGGAGUUGAAGAAGAGGAGUUGGAGGCAGAUGAGAAGUUGGAGGAGGAUGAGGAGGAAGAAGAAGUGACAGAGAGCUCAAUUGGGCACCAAUGUAGUGAAGUUAGUGAUUAUGAGGAACAAAUGGCAGCUGUGAGGUCAUGGAGUGGUGAUGGUGAUAGUGAAGUCAGCUAUGAUUCUGAUCGAACAUCUCCAUCACCGCAACAAACUCAAUCAUCUGAGUCUUCCUAUUCAGACGCUCAACCUCACUCUUCGUUUACCAAUCGUUCUUCAAUUGAAAUGGAACUCAUUUAUGAUUUGAGAGGGCAUAUGGAGCAACUCCACCGUGAGAUAUCUGAGCUACGAAAAUCAAUAAAGAGCUGCGUGAACAUGCAGGUGAAAUUGCAAAGGUCUAUGAAGCAGGAAGUUUCAGUUGCUGUAAGUAGCUCGGUACCAAGGGUGGGGAGGAAGUCACGCAGUGGGGCUCCAAGGAAAGGUAGUUGUUGUGUUUGCUAUGAAAUGAAAGUCGAUUCUCUUCUCUACAGAUGUGGCCACAUGUGUACCUGCUUCAAGUGUGCCCAUGAGUUGCUAUGGAGUAGCGGAAAAUGUCCAAUAUGUCGAGCUCCAAUAGUGGAUGUUGUUCGGGCAUAUGCUAAUGAUUCAUAGAGAGGACAGAUGAAUGAUUCUCUUGAACAGAGGACAGUCUCUAACUUGAAUUUUUUAUUCCACAAGACGAGUUGAAAAAGGAGUUUUCAUCUUUCAAAAUCCUUUUCCUA
Messenger RNA from Camellia sinensis, 3287 nucleotides. RefSeq lists its product as uncharacterized. The record is from RefSeq and is a predicted model, not a curated record. NCBI's taxonomy places the organism in Eukaryota, Viridiplantae, Streptophyta, Magnoliopsida, Ericales, Theaceae.